CUCCUCCUUCUCCUCCUCCACAGAGCAACUGUAUAUAAAGAACUGGUUAUCAAUUUUCUCGUCACAAUCAGUUUGACCUUUUACGAUGAAGCACUACAAGGCACCGCUCGUUCUUGCAUUGCUGGGAUUGGCUGCAGCAAACGUCGUGUCCAGGGAUGACAGGGCAAAGGAGACCCACAUCACCCUGGCGCUGGACUGGGCCAUGAACUGGGGCUCGUGGGGGCAGCAGGAGUUUUGUCCUGAGGGAACCUUCGCCUACGCCUUCGAAAUCAAGGUAGAACCCGACGUUUGGACUGAUGACACCUCCAUGAAUGGCAUCCAGCUCUAUUGCCGUCUACCAAAGGACGUGGGGCAUGACGGACUCCCGCCGAGGCAAGGCGCCAAGGAAUUCUCCAUCACAUCUAACGUGGCACGAUGGGGCACUUGGAGAGGCAAGAGGACAUGCACUGAGGGUCUACUGACGGGCCUCAAGAUGAAGAGCGAGGAGGACCAGGGAUUCUUCAUUGACGACACUGCAGCGAACGACCUUGAAAUGCAGUGCAACCACUCCACCAAGACCCUGAACGGAGGAGGCAACCAAUGGGGAUACUACAGCAGCUGGUCCACGUGUCCCCAAGGCUGGGCUAUCUGCGGCCUGAUGACCCGUGUGGAGGCCGAGAGUGCCUAUGACGAUUCGGCACUCAACGAUGUCAGAAUGUACUGCUGCCAGGUCUGAUUGGAGCGUCUGGUGUGAUCCCUCCCUGCCCCUUCCCAUCCCGUCCAACACAGAAACAAAAGCAGAAAACACCGCCAUGAUGGAAACUCAUUGGUUCGUUGUUCCAUGGAGUUAAUAUACCCUUGAGUCACUUGUCUUCCUUGGGUCACUGGUAGCAUCGUAGUCCAGAGAAUAAAACUGUUUACAAUCCUUAA
Messenger RNA from Portunus trituberculatus (swimming crab), 909 nucleotides. Its product is annotated as vitelline membrane outer layer protein 1-like. NCBI's taxonomy places the organism in Eukaryota, Metazoa, Arthropoda, Malacostraca, Decapoda, Portunidae. Bases 86 to 715 code for a protein of 209 amino acids. The record is from RefSeq and is a predicted model, not a curated record. The transcript has 5 exons.